Molecule: messenger RNA, 2638 nt
Organism: Nymphaea colorata (pocket water lily)
Lineage: Eukaryota; Viridiplantae; Streptophyta; Magnoliopsida; Nymphaeales; Nymphaeaceae
Product: mitogen-activated protein kinase kinase kinase NPK1-like
Exons: 17
Coding region: 313-2310 (665 amino acids)
Biological process (GO): protein phosphorylation
Molecular function (GO): protein kinase activity; ATP binding
Source: RefSeq, a predicted model, not a curated record
ACUCCCCCAACUUCGUGACCGUUACGCGCAGAACAGCCCCACCCAAUAAUCCCAUUUUCCUUACACAGAGGAACCGCCACAUCGCUUCCCUCUUCUUCCCCCCUUCACUCCCCACUCCCACACCACCACCCAUUCCGUAAGCAAACCCUAACACUGAGAGCGUUGCUGUUAGGCCGAUCGAUCGAUCGAUUGCCUUCUCUUUAGUCUUUUUUUUCUCCGAUUUCUUUGCGAUUUUCUCUUCGAAUUUCUUGGGUUCCUUCCAUGAUACCGCUGCCGUUUUUCUUCAUUUCGAGAGACUAGGGAGCAACGCAGAUGCAGGAGAUUUUCGGUUCGAUUCGAAGGUCUCUCGUCUUCCCGACCGCGUCGACUGCAGCCGACGACGACGGAGGACUCAUGAGAGGAAUCAGAAACUGCGUGAGGCGGUCGCGGAUCGGAUUGCUCCAGAGAUCCCCACCACAGCUGCCACCGCCGCGGCCUCUUACUGAGGAUGCCGCUCCUCCAAUCCGGUGGCGCAAGGGAGAGACUAUUGGGUGUGGAGCGUAUGGGCGUGUCUACAUGGGGAUGAACCUUGAUUCCGGGGAGCUUCUGGCCGUCAAGCAGGUCCUGAUCGCGGCCAAUAAUGUUUCCAAAGAGAAAGCGCAGGCUCAUAUUCGGGAACUGGAGGAAGAAGUUAAGCUUCUGAAGAAUCUUUCCCAUAAGAACAUAGUGCGCUACCUAGGUACUGCUAGGGAGGACGAAGCUUUAAAUAUUCUUAUGGAAUUUGUUCCGGGUGGAUCCAUCUCAUCACUGCUCGGAAAAUUUGGCUCCUUUCCAGAACCUGUUAUAAGAAUGUACACGAAGCAACUCCUUCAGGGGCUGGAGUAUCUCCACAGAAAAGGAGUCAUCCAUAGGGACAUCAAGGGGGCCAAUAUUCUAGUUGAUAACAAAGGUUGCAUCAAGCUUGCCGAUUUUGGUGCUUCCAAGCAAGUAGUCGAGCUGGCAACCAUAUCAGGUGCCAAGUCAAUGAAAGGUACUCCAUACUGGAUGGCUCCGGAAGUUAUUCUUCAGACUGGGCAUGGCUUCUCUGCUGAUAUAUGGAGUGUUGGAUGUACUGUCAUUGAGAUGGCAACAGGGAAGCCUCCAUGGAGUGAAAAGUAUCAAGAGGUGGCUGCAUUGUUUCACAUUGGGACAACUAAGUCGCAUCCACCCAUCCCUGAGCACCUUUCUCUAGAGGCACAGGAUUUUCUGCUUAAAUGUUUGCAAAAGGAACCAAACUUGAGGCCUUCUGCUUCUGAUUUAUUACAGCACCCAUUUGUUGUAGGUGAAUGUCAAGAUGUUCAUCCUUUUGCUCGUUCAUCUGUUAUGGAACAAUCCAUGAACUUCUUGCGGCAGUCAAGUUCAUUUUUGAAAAACUCAUUCAACCUGAUGAACAGGUCGAGCAUUAGUAGCAUCCAAGAUGUCCCAAAUCUCGGCAGUGUUAGGUGCUCCACUGUAUAUCCGGAGAGAAAAUCUCGAACAAGUUCCAUUUGGCAGACAAGAACAAGUGAUGAUUUGUGCCGAUUAGGUGAUGAAGACGAAGAUGUGUCAGUAAGGCUUGAUCCUGUUCCAGCAGAUCAUCUUACAAGGAGCUUCAAUCCCAUGUCAGAGCCAUUGGAUGAUUGGCGGGAUGAUGUCAGCAAGUCUACGAAAGGAACUUCUAGUAGACCUGGAGUGGCUGCUGAUGUUGAGAAUGAAGUAGAUAAUUUCAGCUUUCCUUGUGGUCAGCUAGCAUAUGAGGAUGACGAAGAAGUCACAGAAUCUAAAAUAAGAGCUUUCCUAGAUGAGAAGGCCUUGGAACUGAAGAAAUUGCAGACACCUUUGUAUGAACAAUUCUAUAAUACCAUGAAUACUGUUUCUCCAGCAACUGAUGGAGCUGGAAAUGAAAUAAGUGCAAGCACUUGGAGUUUGCCUCCCAAGAGCAGAUCGCCCAGCAAGGUGAUGAGAAGGGAAUCGGUGGUAAGAGGAGACAGUCCAAGGGGUGCUACAAGCCCUGCAAGCUGCAGUCGUCGCAUUUCAACCAGUGGAAACUGUCAUAGCAGCACUCCUUUAUGGGAGGUUCCUCCCUCAAGGCUGAACGAGGGAAUAUCUAUAACUCAAGCUGGGCAGCAGGGACCAGCCAUUCCUAGCUGUUCCGAGCAGCAGAGGUUGUGGAAGGAGGAGUUGGACAGGGAGCUAGAGAGAGAACGAGAAAGGAAGAAGCGUUUGGCAGCUAAUGGCAGGAAAACAUCUUCUCCAAGGGAGAUUAUUCUGAACCGUCAAAGAGAUCACUCAGGGGCACUUACAUCUCCAUGAAAAAUAACGAGGGGGCUUGACCUCUUCUUCCUACUUCCUAUAACAACAGGCUCAGACAUUAUUGUGGAGUGAUGAACGUGGGAGCUGUUCUCACCGGUAGUUUUGGCAAACGGUGGCACAGCAUCUUAUGCCUUGUGUUUGCUUCUUCAUCCGCCAAAUAGCAAAAGUUAUGUGCAUCAAUCUCCUGAAAUUUUAAAAUCUAUUGUGUGGGCAGAGCCCUUAAUGUCAGAUAGCAAGCACUGCAGUGCUCAAAGGUUUUCUGCACAAUUAUCUCUUGUAAUAUCUUCAAACAUCUUAUAUGUCUAAAAGGUUUGAGAGUUUUUCUUUA